Molecule: messenger RNA, 5239 nt
Organism: Centrocercus urophasianus (Greater sage-grouse)
Lineage: Eukaryota; Metazoa; Chordata; Aves; Galliformes; Phasianidae
Gene: MEGF6
Product: multiple EGF like domains 6
Exons: 34
Coding region: 468-5144 (1558 amino acids)
Molecular function (GO): calcium ion binding
Source: RefSeq, a predicted model, not a curated record
CCUCCGUGGGCAUCACGACGGCGCGGAUCUCGCUGACCGCCUGCUCGAUGGUGCCGGGCUGCGGGGGGGCGAGAAAGCGAGAGGUCUUCCCCUUCUCUGGUGUGGCUGGGCACAACUGUGGGAGGGAUUUCUGCCCCUCAACACAGAGAGAAAGGAGCAAGCACUGAGUGUGAGGAGCUGACCUGGGGGCUCAGCCCCCCCCCCAACCUCAUGGGGCUGCACAGUGGGACAGGACCCGGCUCUGUGAAACCCCUACAGGUUCACAUCAUGUCAGGAAGCAGCUGCCAGGAGGAGAAGUCACUGUUAUUCCCUGCAGCACCAGAAGCCAGGUUUGCUGUUGGCUCCAACCCAGCGCUGACACGUGCUGUGACAGCUUCCCAUGGACUGCACUGAGCUGAGGAAGCAGCUGGGGGGGGUGGAUGUGCUCCAUUUGUGACCCCCAGCAGUAAGGCUGCAGAGGUGCUGCCAUGGAGGCUCCCAUGCUGGUGCUCAUCCUUGCACUGUGGAUCUCUUCCCUUGCUGCUGGCACUGAGCUGCAGCCCCACAUGACCACAUCCCACGCUGGGUACGGACAGCUGAACCGCCUGCAGCGCCGCAUCGCACACCGCUGCUGCGCCUACAGGGGCCCAGGGCACUCUGCCUGCCUGCUCUAUGUUGAUGAGUGCCAGGUUCACAAUGGGGGCUGUCAGCACAGAUGUGUGAACACCUUUGGAUCCUAUUACUGUGAGUGCAAGCCGGGCUUUCGCCUGCACACAGAUGGCCGAACCUGCAUUGCACUGAACUCGUGUGCAGUGAACAACGGUGGCUGCGAGCACGACUGCGUGCAGCUGACAGCCAACCAGCACCAGUGCCGCUGCCGCCGGCUGCACCGGCUGCGGGAGGAUGGCCGGCGCUGCGCCCUGUGGAGCCCCUGUGCUGAGAGGAAUGGGGGCUGCAUGCAGCUCUGCCGUGAGGUCCGGGGAGCGGCGCGCUGCGAGUGCCACCCUGGAUACCGGCUGGGUCCAGAUGGCAGAGCCUGCCAAGAUGUGGAUGAGUGCUUGGCCGGCCUGGCCAUGUGUGCACACCGCUGCCUGAACACCCGCGGCUCCUUCAUGUGUGCCUGCAACCCGGGCUAUGAGCUGGGAGCAGACAGCAGGCAGUGCUACCGGAUAGAAAUGGAGAUUGUGAACAGCUGUGAGAGUGGCAAUGGUGGCUGCUCCCAUUUGUGCCACCACAGCAGCACUGGCCCCAUCUGCACCUGCAACUCAGGCUAUCGGCUGCAGGAUGACCACAGGACCUGCACUGACAUCAACGAAUGUGAGGACGGCUCUCACUGCUGCCAGCAGGACUGCUACAACUACCCUGGGGGCUACGAGUGUGCCUGCCAUGCUGGGUACCGGCUGCGUGCUGAUGGCUGUGCCUGUGAUGAUGUGGAUGAGUGCUCCUCCAACAACGGUGGCUGUGAGCACACGUGCCAGAACCAGGCGGGGUCCUUCCAGUGCAGCUGCCCCGUUGGGUACAAGCUGGAUGGAGACAGGAAGGGCUGCAUCUCUGUAGAGAACUCGGUGGAAGCCCUGGAUGCCCAGCGCCCCAUCAUGCGCCCCGUCCCCCACGUGGCCAUCCUGCGGGAUGAGCUCACCCAGCUCUUCAGCGACGACUACGAAGAGGAGGAGGAGGAAGAGGUGGAAGCAAGAGGAGAGCACACGCUUUCAGAAACAUUCGUCUGUCUGGAGAACACCUUUGGCCACGACUGCAGCCUGACAUGUGAGGACUGCCAGAAUGGGGGCACCUGCAACGUGGAGGGGACAGGCUGUGAGUGCCCGGCCGGCUGGAGCGGGCUGCUGUGCAACCAGACCUGCCCACCCGGAACCUUCGGCAAGAACUGCAGCCAGCUCUGCCUGUGCCAGAAUGGGGGCACCUGUGAGCCCACCACCGGCACCUGCCGCUGCCCGCCUGGCGUGGCUGGGAUCCACUGUGAGGAUGGGUGCCCAAAAGGAUUUUUUGGAAAGCAGUGCAGAAAAAAAUGCAACUGUGCCAAUCGAGGUCGCUGCCAUCGCAUCUACGGAGCGUGUCUGUGUGAUCCUGGCCGGUACGGGCGGCACUGCCACUUGGCUUGCCCCAAGUGGACGUUUGGCCCUGGCUGCUCCGAGGAAUGCCUCUGUGUGCAGCCCAACACGCAGCACUGCGACAAGCGGGACGGCUCCUGCCGCUGCAAGCCUGGCUACCGCGGUGUGCACUGCGAGAGCAAGUGUGAGCCUGGCCGCUAUGGGGAGGGCUGCAGGAAGAAAUGCAGCUGCUCUCCGGACACGCAGUGUGACCACGUCACCGGGCAGUGCUGGAAGGAGUGUCCUCAGGGCUACCAUGGGGAGAACUGCGACCAAGAGUGCCCUGCAGGGCGGUUCGGGGCCGGCUGCCUGCUGCUCUGCUCCUGCAGCGGGGCUCCCUGCGAUGCGGUCAGCGGGCGGUGUGUGUGCGCAGCGGGACGGACAGGGCACGACUGCGCCCAAGCCUGCCCAGAGGGUCGCUGGGGCCUCGGCUGCCAAGAACUGUGUCCUGAGUGUGCCAACAAUGGUAGCUGUGACCCUGCCACGGGAGCAUGCGUGUGCCCACCGGGCUUCACUGGCAGCCGCUGCCAGGAUGUGUGCCCACCCGGCUGGUUUGGCCAGGACUGCCAGCAAACCUGCAGCUGUGGGAAUGAAGGACAUUGCCAUCCCGUGACGGGGACGUGCAGCUGCGCACCCGGCUGGACGGGCCACGACUGCCGGAGAGGCUGUGCCGCGGGGCGCUGGGGCCCAGGCUGUGCCAAUGUCUGCGAGUGCAGCAGCAGCACCGGGAGCUGCGAUGCGGUGACGGGGCAGUGCGCCUGCGAUCCCGGCCACACGGGCAGCCACUGCGAGGAGCGGUGCCCAGCAGGAUGGUUUGGGUUGGGCUGCCGGCACCGCUGUCAGUGUGAGCAUGAGGCCAUUUGUGACCACAUCAGUGGGGCGUGCACGUGUGCUGCGGGCUGGCGGGGGACCUUCUGUGAGCACUCUUGCCCGGAUGGAUUUUAUGGCAUUGAGUGUCGGCACGCCUGCAACUGCCAGAAUGGAGCCCGCUGUGACCACAUCACUGGGCAGUGCCACUGCCAGCCGGGCUGGACCGGGCCCCACUGUGCCCGUGCGUGCCCACAGGGCAGGUUUGGGGAGGGCUGCAGCCAGGUGUGCAGCUGCUCCAACAACGCUGCAUGUGACCACAUCACCGGCCGCUGUCUGUGUGCUGCUGGCUGGAUGGGACCCACGUGCCACCAAGCAUGCCCAGAGGGUUUCUAUGGGAUGGGCUGCUACCAACGCUGCCUGUGCCAGAAUGGGGGGACGUGUGACCCCGCCACAGGGCACUGCACCUGCCCAGUGGGAUGGACCGGGCUGGCCUGUGAGCUGGCGUGCGCUGACGGGCAUGGGGAGGGCUGUGGGCAGCGCUGUGCCUGCCUGAACGGGGGGGUCUGUGACCUGCAGGGACAGUGCCAGUGCCCACCUGGGUGGAGUGGGAGCAUCUGUGAGAGCCCCUGUCCGGAGGGAUACUUUGGUGCAGGCUGCCAGGAGCGCUGUGACUGCAGGGACAAAGGGCUGUGCCACCCCAUCACCGGCGCCUGCCACUGCUCCCCCGGAUGGAGGGGCCAGCGCUGCGACAAAGCCUGCCUGCCCGGAGUGUUUGGGAAGAGCUGUGCUGAACGCUGUGCCUGCCCCCCUGGAGCACCCUGUGACCACAUCACCGGGCAGUGCAGCUGUCCGCCAGGCUUCACCGGAGCUGCAUGCGAGACACCCUGCCCGCCUGGCACUUUUGGGGAGCGCUGCGCCCAACGCUGCCGUUGUGCAGGACCCAACCACGACUGCCACCCCAUCACCGGUGCCUGCAUCUGUGUACCAGGCCACCACGGGCCUGACUGCGAGCUGGAGUGCCCUAUGGGCUGGUACGGCCCUGGCUGUGAGCGGCCAUGUGAGUGCAAGAAUGGGGCCUGGUGUGAGCGCACCACGGGGACGUGCCACUGCCCAGCAGGAUACAUUGGUGCUGACUGCAGCGUUGUGUGUCCCAGCGGCCGCUAUGGUGCAGACUGUGCACAGCUGUGUGCCUGCGGGGAGGGGGCCACAUGCCACCACGUCACCGGGGACUGCCUGUGCCCACCGGGAAGAGUUGGUCCCACUUGUGAGCAAGGCUGCCAACCACAGCAGUACGGGCUGGGCUGCCAGCAGACUUGCUCCUGCCAGAAUGGAGGGCUGUGCAAUGCCACCGAUGGGUCCUGUACCUGCGGGCUGGGAUGGACUGGGAAAUCCUGCGAGUUAGAGUGCCCACCUGGGAGCUUUGGUGCUGACUGCCAGCUGCGCUGUGCCUGCGGGCACAAUGCCACCUGCGACCGCAUCACUGGCGCCUGCCGCUGCCCCCCGGGACGUUAUGGGGCCCUGUGUGAGCACGGUGAGCUGAGGGGGUGGGCAGGAGCAGGGGGCCUGUGUGUGCUGCUCCCUGUAACUGAGCAGAUGCCACAUGGGCUUGUUUCAGAGAGGACAGCUCUGUGCUUCUCUCUGGAUGCUCCCUUCCAGGUUGUCCCCCUGGUUUCCAUGGGACCGACUGCCAGCAGCACUGUGACUGUGCCCAUGGAGCUGCCUGUGACCCGGCCACCGGCCACUGCCACUGCCCUGUGGGGCUGCGGGGUCCCCGCUGCCAGGAAGGUACUGCGCCCCCAGCCCCUAUGUUGUGCCUCAGAACCAUUUGGCACAGCUGUGCCCCUCUCCUGUCCCAAACCAGGCUGCGAGGAGGGGAUGUAUGGUGAGGGAUGCCAGCAGCGCUGUGACUGCGUGGGAAACGUGCCCUGUGACCCCAUCACGGGGCUCUGCCUCUGUCCUCCGGGAAUAACCGGCCCCAAGUGUGAUUCAGAGUGUCCUGUGAGCCGCUAUGGCCCCGACUGUGCCCUCACCUGCACCUGUGCCAGCAGCUCCCAGUGCAGUGCCAGGACUGGCCGCUGUCGCUGCCACCGUGGCUCCAUGGGCUCCUCGUGCCAGGAAGCUGUGCCCGCCCAGAUGCCCACCAGGUCCCCAGAGCUGCAGGGGAUGGAGCGCUACGUCCUGCCUCAGCCACAGGGCCCUGCAGAAGCACACGACCCAGCUGGAGGACUUGUUCCCAAGGCACUCGAGUGACAACCAACUCAUGGCAGAUGGGAGCUGGCUGCUGCCUGGGCUGGAUAUGGGCUGUAGGACUGCUCUGCAGCUGCUGGCCCUCACUUCUGGCCGUU